CUUAUUAUAGCGGAAAACUCAUCGGCCUUUGCUUUAUUUUAUUGAUAGGAAUCAAUAGAACAAUGACCUAAUAAAAUUUUAAAAGUGGAAAUUUUGGCUGUAAUUCCCGAUUGGCAGUGAACACUAAUCCAUCUUCCAGUGAAUCGCUUUAAGUGUAGAAAUAAUCUCAUUGAGUUGGUGAUCAUCUCGUAUCCGAGAAAACAUUGUAUUCUAAUAAAAACGAUGAGUGAUGACAUUAGUUUGUUUAUAACGUGAGAUGAAGUUCACUCAAAGCAUUGAUGAUCAGAUCCCUUAUAAGCUUUUGAGUCCGGCUUGUUGAUACCCUGCAUUGGCAAAGACAUCCAUUUAAAUAAGCCGUGUCGUAUAGGCUCUGCACGAUGCGGAAUUUCCAGUUUGCUCAGUGCCGAGGCUCAGUGACUCAAUAACCCGUCGAGAUUCGAGUUCGAUGGGAGCGGUAUCCGUAAACGAUACCCGAUACGCAAUCAGUUUUAUUUGCCCACCGUCGCUUGUCGCUUGUCGCGUGCGGAAUCGCCGAGCUGUAAUUCCCAGUGCGAGAUUCCUGAAAGGUAUGGGUCUGGAAUUGGCCGUGUUUGUGUCGUUAAUCGCCUUGGCCGGCGGCCAGCUUCUGUCGGAGAACUACUGUCCCGACUACUUCCGAUAUAUCAACGAUCCCUUCGAGGGCCUCCAGGGCGAGGUGACGCUGCCCGCCUUCACCCGGGGUCGCAAUCGCAUCGAUUUGCGUUUCUCGCAGCGGGGUGAUGAAGAUGCCUCCGCCGUUGGCCCAGUGACUCCGUAUCCGGAUGAGAAUGCGGUUCGUACCGGCAGGGGGUCCUCCACGUUUCGGAUCAGCCUCCGACCGAAUCCCACCGGUGGUUGGCCCAAGUUGACGCGACUCACCUUCAACAAUCAACUGCUUUGCUCGGCCAGCGAAUACAGACCGCCCAACAGCUUCUUCAACCGCUUCUAUGAGCUUCAGAUCAGUGGAUCGCUGGCGCCGUUGCCUUCUACCGGAUUUAAUCCCUUCCCGAGAGAUGAUUUAGUAUUCUUUCCGGCUGCUCGAGGUAACGAUGUUUGGCCUGAUUUUACGCAGACCUGGCAAACGUCUUCCAGAAUACCUUCCUUUGAAUUGGGACCCCAGUUGGCCACACCACCGCCCACACCGCAGGUGUUCUGGCAAACUUCUGGGACACCCUCAACCACCUCUCAGACUGCAGCAGUAGCACCACCACUAACACCACCACCACCAACACCACCACCACUAACACCUCCACCACCAAGACAAUCACCACCAACACGACGAGCACCACUACCACCGAAAGGAACCAUACCUCCGAUAACGCCGCCACCUGAACGCUUUAAUCCGCGAUCCCCCUCGUCUUCCGUGGCUUGCGGAAGAGAGGGCAGCCUAUUUCCGUACAUCGUGCGGGGCAAGGAGUUCCCACGCGGUAUGUACCCCUGGCUAUCGGCCAUCUAUCACAAGGAGUCGCGAUCGCUGGCCUUCAAGUGCGGUGGAUCUCUGAUCACCACGAGCAUCGUGAUCAGUGCCGCCCACUGUGUCUACCGGAUGGCGGAGGACCGCGUGGUCAUUGGACUGGGCCGCUAUGAUCUGGAAAACUAUGGAGAGGAUGGGGCGGAGAUGCACAAUGUGAUGCGACUGCUCACGCAUCCGGAGUACAACACCCGCCUUCUUUCGGAUGCGGAUAUAGCCCUGAUCACCAUAGAACGCCCUGCCACGUUCAACGACAUUAUUGGCCCCAUUUGCCUUUGGACUGUGGAGGCCAGCAGGACGGUGUCCACAUCCGGAUUCAUUGCCGGUUGGGGCAAAGAUGAGCAGGGACUCUCUAGGACCCAGUAUCCCCGUGUGGUGGAGGCGGAGAUCGCCAGUGCCACGAACUGUGCCAGCAAUUGGAGGGCUUCGAUGGUCACGGAUCGAAGUCUGUGCGCCGGAAACCGGGAUGGAUCUGGACCCUGUCUGGGGGACUCCGGCGGAGGACUGAUGGUCAAGCAGGGUGACCGCUGGCUUCUCCGGGGCAUCGUGUCCACUGGUGAACGAGGAACAAAUGGCACCUGUCAGCUGAAUCAGUAUGUACUGUACUGCGAUCUAUCGAAGCACAUGAACUGGAUAAACAAUAAUAUCCGCUGAGCAUUGGAUUUGCUUUGUACACAAUUAGAUUAAAAAACCCCCAAGCCAAA
Messenger RNA from Drosophila rhopaloa, 2193 nucleotides. Its product is annotated as serine proteinase stubble. The record is from RefSeq and is a predicted model, not a curated record. Gene Ontology annotation, molecular function: serine-type endopeptidase activity. Bases 446 to 2143 code for a protein of 565 amino acids. The transcript has 5 exons. NCBI's taxonomy places the organism in Eukaryota, Metazoa, Arthropoda, Insecta, Diptera, Drosophilidae. Gene Ontology annotation, biological process: proteolysis.